AUGGCGAGGAGCCAGUUGGCUGAGGAGACGUCGAUCCAGAGAAUCCUUCAGAAGUUGCCGUCGAUCCUCCAGAUGGUGAGGAGCCAGUUGGCUGAGGAGACGUCGAUCCAGAGAAUCCUUCAGAAGUUGCCGUCGAUGCUCCAGAUGGCGAGGAGCCAGUUGGCUGAGGAGACGUCGAUCCAGAGAAUCCUUCAGAAGUUGCCGUCGAUCCUGCAGAUGGUGAGGAGCCAGUUGGCUGAGGAGACGUCGAACCAGAGAAUCCUUCAGAAGUUGCAGUCGAUCCUCCAGAUGGUGAGGAGCCAGUUGGCUGAGGAGACGUCGAUCCAGAGAAUCCUUCAGAAGUUGCCGUCGAUCCUGCAGAUGGUGAGGAGCCAUUUGGCUGAGGAGACGUCGAACCAGAAAAUCCUUCAGAAGUUGCCGUCGAUCCUCCAGAUGGUGAGGAGCCAGUUGGCUGAGGAGACGUCGAUCCAGAGAAUCCUUCAGAAGUUGCCGUCGAUCCUGCAGAUGGUGAGGAGCCAGUUGGCUGAGGAGACGUCGAUCCAGAGAAUCCUUCAGAAGUUGCCGUCGAUCCUCCAGAUGGUGAGGAGCCAGUUGGCUGAGGAGAUGUCGAUCCAGAGAAUCCUUCAGAAGUUGCCGUCGAUCCUACAGAUGGCGAGGAGCCAGUUGGUAGAGGAGACGUCGAUCCAGAAUAUCCUUCAGAUGAGGACGUCGAUCCUGCAGAUGGUGAGGAGCCAGUUGGCUGAGGAGACGUCGAUCCAGAGAAUCCUUCAGAAGUUGCCGUCGAUCCUCCAGAUGGCGAGGAGCCAGUUGGCAGAGGAGACGUCGAUCCAGAGAAUCCUUCAGAUGAGGACGUCGAUCCUGCAGAUGGUGAGGAGCCAGUUGGCUGAGGAGACGUCGAUCCAGAGAAUCCUUCAGAAGUUGCCGUCGAUCCUCCAGAUGGCGAGGAGCCAGCUGGCAGAGGAGACGUCGAUCCAGAGAAUCCUUCAGAAGUUGCCGUCGAUCCUCCAGAUGGCGAGGAGCCAGUUGGCAGAGGAGACGUCGAUCCAGAAUAUCCUUCAGAUGAGGACGUCGAUCCUCCAGAUGGCGAGAAGCCAGUUGGCUGAGGAGACGUCGAUCCCGAAUAUCCUUCGGAUGAGGACGUCGAUCCUGCAGAUGGUGAGGAGCCAGUUGGCUGAGGAGACGUCGAUCCAGAGAAUCCUUCAGAAGUUGCCGUCGAUCCUCCAGAGGGUGAGGAGCCAGUUGGUUGAGGAGACGUCGAUCCAGAGAAUCCUUCAGAAGUUGCCGUCGAUCCUCCAGAUGGCGAGGAGCCAGUUGGCAGAGGAGACGUCGAUCCAGAAUAUCCUUCAGAUGAGGACGUCGAUCCUGCAGAUGGUGAGGAGCCAGUUGGCAGAGGAGACGUCGAUCCCGAAUAUCCGUCAGAAAUUGCCGUCGAUCCUGCAGAUGGCGAGGAGCGAGUUGGCUGAGGAGACGUCGAUCCAGAAAAUCCUUCAGAAGUUGCCGUCGAUCCUCCAGAUGGUGAGGAGCCAGUUGGCUGAGGAGACGUCGAUCCAGAGAAUCCUUCAGAAGUUGCCGUCGAUCCUACAGAUGGCGAGGAGCCGGUUGGCUGCGGAGACGUCGAUCCAGAGAAUCCUUCAGAAGUUGCCGUCGAUCCUCCAGAUGGCGAGGAGCCAGUUGGCAGAGGAGACGUCGAUCCCGAAUAUCCGUCAGAAGUUGCCGUCGAUCCUCCAGAUGGUGAGGAGCCAGUUGGCUGAGGAGACGUCGAUCCAGAGAAUCCUUCAGAAGUUGCCGUCGAUCCUCCAGAUGGUGAGGAGCCAGUUGGCUGAGGAGACGUCGAUCCAGAGAAUCCUUCGGAAGUUGCCGUCGAUCCUCCAGAUGGUGAGGAGCCAGUUGGCUGGGGAGACGUCGAUCCAGAGAAUCCUUCAGAAGUUGCCGUCGAUCCUCCAGAUGGUGAGGAGCCAGUUGGCUGAGGAGACGUCGAUCCAGAGAAUCCUUCAGAAGUUGCCGUCGAUCCUCCAGAUGGUGAGGAGCCGGUUGGCUGAGGAGACGUCGAUCCAGAGAAUCCUUCAGAAGUUGCCGUCGAUCCUCCAGAUGGCGAGGAGCCAGUUGGCAGAGGCGACGUCGAUCCCGAAUAUCCGUCAGAAGUUGCCGUCGAUCCUCCAGAUGGUGAGGAGCCAGUUGGCUGAGGAGACGUCGAUCCAGAGAAUCUUUCAGAAGUUGCCGUCGAUGCUCCAGAAGGCGAGGAGCCGGUUGGCUGCGGAGACGUCGAUCCAGAGAAUCCGUCAGAAGUUGCCGUCGAUUCUCCAGAUGGCGAGGAGCCAGUUGGCUGGGGAGACGUCGAGCCAGAAGGUCCUUGAGAUGAUGCCCUGGGCUGUUGAGAGG
Messenger RNA from Mesorhabditis spiculigera, 2379 nucleotides. NCBI's taxonomy places the organism in Eukaryota, Metazoa, Nematoda, Chromadorea, Rhabditida, Rhabditidae. The record is from the annotation of a GenBank genome assembly.